This is a messenger RNA of Rhagoletis pomonella (apple maggot), 901 nucleotides long. RefSeq lists its product as uncharacterized. Gene Ontology annotation, molecular function: nucleic acid binding. The record is from RefSeq and is a predicted model, not a curated record. The annotation marks the transcript as partial. The transcript is spliced from 2 exons. NCBI's taxonomy places the organism in Eukaryota, Metazoa, Arthropoda, Insecta, Diptera, Tephritidae.
CUGCUUCACCAGUAUUGCUCGUCUUGGAUGGUCAUUCGAGUCAUACAAGAAAUAUUGAGCUUGUUGAUUUGGCUAGGGAAAAUCACGUAUCUAUCGUAUCCAUCCCUCCACACUCAAGUCACAAAAUACAGCCGCUAGAUAAAACUUUCAUGGGACCUCUUAAGAGUUAUCUUUCGGAAGAAAUACGUGUUUGGGUGCGUUCGAACGGCAGAGCUUUGACACACUUCGAUAUGGCAGAGCUAUAUGGAAAGGCCUAUUUGCUAGUUCAGAGUGGGGAAAUCGCAAUUAAUGGAUUUCGCACAACCGGUAUAUUUCCUUUCAACCGGUAUAUAUUUCGCGACGAUGAGUUUUUAGCUGCCGCUGAUGUAGCAUCGCAUUCUCCUCCUCGAGAGUCUGAAAGCACUUACGAAGUACCAGAGGAAAUACUAAGUAACGAAACCAUUGUAGAGAGUCCGCAUCCAAUAAGCGAUAUUUGUAAUGAAAAUGUAAAUCGUUCAGUUCUAAGCGAAUCGGAAACCACGUCUAGGGUCAUAACACCGAUGGAAAUAUCUCCGGUUCCUAUAAAAAAAACAAAGUCUUCCAAUCAUGGCAGGCCAGCAGGAAAGUCCACGUUGAUAACAUCUUCGCCUUAUAAAAAAUCUUUAAAAAUUUCAUUGGAGAAAGCAUCGGAAAAGAAACCUCUAAGAAAUACUAACAGACGCCAGGAUAUUGAUUCGAAUGAACCCAGUUCUUCCAAGGGAAUUAUCAAAAAACUAAAUUUUGCGAAAGGAAAGUGUACAGGAAAAAGGAAGAAAACAAAUUCCUCAUCCUCCUCGGACUUGGAUGACAAUUACAGUGUCCGAGACGACUCUGACGGUGAAAUUGUAGAAUUUGUAAACGCAGCUGAGAAAGAGGAUGCGAA